UGUGAAGUGUCUUGGGAGACGUGCGACCGAAAGUAGACCUGUUCUUUCUCGCUAGUCUGUUGGAAGCGCAGCGGCGGCCGCCCUCCCCUGUUGGGAAGAAGAGCUUAUCCACCCUUUGGCACUGAAGCUAUUUAGAUUUAUUGUUGAGGUUCGGCUGUUCUGGCUCUCUUGUUAGCCGGCUAUCUAGCACAGCAAUACUUACCGAUGCCUACGCCAAAAGUAAUUGGGAUUGACCUUGGCACGACUUACUGCUCUGUUGGUGUCUUUCUUCCUGGAACAGGGGAGGUGAAGGUUAUUGCAGAUGAAAACGGGCACAGCAGCAUACCGAGUAUAGUCUCUUUCACAGACAGAGAUGUGUACGUUGGAUAUGAUGGCCUAGAACUGGCUGAUUCAAAUCCUCAGAACACCAUAUAUGAUGCAAAAAGAUUCAUUGGGAAAAUCUUUACUUCAGAAGAGCUGAAAAGCGAAAGUAGCAGGUAUCCCUUUAAGAUUUUCAACAACAAUGGAUCAGCUGAAUUUUCUGUGACAACUAAUGAAACCUUUCGCAUCACCCCAGAGCAUAUUGGCUCUCAGCUGCUACUGAAAUUGAAGAGAAUGGCAGAAGACUAUCUUGGCAUACCCAUUUUGAAGGCAGUCAUCUCUGUGCCAGCAGAGUUUGAUGAAAGGCAAAGGAAUUCUACCAUUAAGGCAGCUAACCUUGCAGGGCUAAACAUUUUGCGAGUAAUCAAUGAACCCACAGCUGCAGCUAUGGCUUAUGGACUCCACAAAGCUGAUGUGUUUAAUGUUCUGGUGGUGGAUUUGGGUGGAGGAACUUUGGAUGUGUCUCUCUUGAACAAACAGGGAGGGAUGUUCCUCACUCGAGCCAUGGCAGGUAACAACAAGCUUGGCGGACAGGAUUUUAAUCAGAGGUUGAUGCUGUAUUUAUAUGAUCAGCUCCAUCAAAUGUAUGGUUCUCUGCCAACAAGAAAAGAAGAAAUACAUCGCCUCAGACAGGCUGUGGAAGCAGUUAAAUUAAAUCUGACCGUUCAUGAGGCAGCUACACUAAGGGUGGUGUUGACUAUGCCAAAAAGAGAGCUUACAGAAGAACUUCCAGAAAGUGGGGCAAAAACAAACACUGUGCUAAAAGGCAAGCCUUCACAAAACACAAAAGAUCUGAAAAAUCUUGGAGAGACUUCAAAAAUAGAGAACAACUUUGACAAAGUUGUGUUUGAAACAGAAAUCUCUAGGAAGCUAUUUGAGAUGUUAAAUGAGGACCUUUUUGGGAAGAUUCUUGUGCCCAUUGAGCAAGUGUUGAAGGAAGGCCACCUACACAAAGCAGAAGUGGAUGAAAUUGUGUUAGUUGGAGGUUCUACCCGGAUUCCUCGAAUACGCAGAGUUAUUCAGGAUUUCUUUGGAAAAGAACCUAACACCUCUGUAGAUCCUGAUCUAGCAGUUGUAAUGGGCGUAGCUAUCCAAGCAGGAAUUGUUGGUGGGUCCUGGCCUCUUCAAGUCAGUGCUAUAGAAAUUCCUAAUAAGCAUUUACGGAAGACUAAUUUUAACUGAAAAGAAGUUCUUCCCCAUUGCGUUCCACCUCCUCAAAAGUGUACCCUGAUGGUGCAUACUUACCUGACUGGCAGGGAAGCCUAAUCUUAGCUGUAUUAUAUUAAUUUUUUAUCUAUUCUAGUUAGGUGUUACCAAACACUGAACUGUGUUAAGGCUAGAUGUUACUUUAAAGGUACAAAUGAGGUUUUGGUUUUGUUUUUUGGUUUUUUUUUUUUUGAAGUUCUGAAGUAUCCUGUAUGUGCUUGUAGACUGGAUAUUGGAUGGAAAUGCUCGUGAUGACACACCCACAUUUUCUUGCUAAAUUUUAUUAGCAAAUCCUUAAGAGCUGUAUGUUGGAAAUAUGAAGGGAGUGUGACCAAAGGUUAGAGAUAAUGUAGUAUGGUACUGUAGGUGUUCCUAGGUCCAAUAUAUUUACUUUGAAAGAAUGUGAAGCAGUGUUAAUGCACUUAGCACUAACAGUGUUAAGCUUAAAUUUAUUAAAUUGAGUCAUUUGAGCAUUUAAGCAGCUUUCUAAAAGGCAUGUUGCAGCUUGAAUGAGAGGCAUUCACGUGAUUCUUCUGCUGUUCAUAACAGCAUAAUGGUAUUACUGAGGCUACAUGGCAAAUUGUCUCAUGUUCUAGCCAAACCAUGUUAAAAUGCAGAGUUCCUUAGUGUGUCUCCAAGGGCUUACUUCCUGAUCUAGUUUUGAUGGUUCACAUACAGGUGCUGCUGUCAUACCACUGAUGUUCUCCACAGAGAACAAGGGCAUAUUGCCAACUAUCUAUACCUCCUGCCGCCUUAUUUGAAAACUGCAGUAAUUUUGUGUAUCUUAAAGCCACACGUAUAUAUCUUCCCCUGAAUUUGACCAACACGAAUUUCAAUGUUGCGUGUCUACAAGUGUGUGAUGUCUUUCCCCUGGAGUACCCCAAGCUGUACUGUUCUCAGGGAGAAAGCGUGGGACAGAAGGGACUGUCUGGAUGAAGUCUAGUUCCUGGAGUCCUAGUAAAUGAAAAUUCACACAACUGUUUUGUACUUUUUAGCUUCUAUUUCUGGUUUAAGUUUUGUCCUAUCCCCAGCUAAACUGAACAUAGAUCAGAGAUUGUAGCCCUUCUUUUGGGAAGGAAGCAAUGUGUGUAACUCAGGAUUUGAGGUAGCACAUAGGACUUUAAUAGUUUGCUACAUAGCUAUCUGGCACAAAUGCAUGAGAAGGAAAAAAUUAAUAAUCUGAAAAAAAAAAAAUGGUGACAGUCCUGUUCUCUUUGGAGUGUUAAAUCAAUACUUAAAGGCCAGUUAAAAUCUUUUAUCUGUGUAGAACUUUCUACAAUGAGAACACUUCAUUCAGCUAAGACUGGCUUCAACAUCCAUCAACUCAGUCUUAAUCAGAUAAGCUGUAGUAACAGGUGGUUCUAAGCAUUUUCUUGUAUUCUCCAGAAUAAUUUUGUUUGCGUUAAGCUUGCCAAGAUAAAGUGUGGGGCUUAGAUUUAUUGUCUAACCUAUGACUAUAUUAAAAUAGGUUUAUUAUUAUCUUGGCAGUAGGUCUGAUUUAUGGCAGUGCUAUAAAUCAGUUGUGCUGAUUCAGCUGUUUGGAUAGCUAUUGUCUAAACAUAUCUUUGAAGUAAUCCAAUUAAAAAACCUCUUAAAUUGAAUCAUAGCUGCACACAAACAUUCCAUCAGCAUUGUUUAACUUCACAGAGGAUUCCCAAAAUACUGCUAACAUCUGUUUAAUUUCCCCGAGUUGAAAACCAAAGUGACUUUUUUUAUUCAAGGUUUUUUUUCCUUUGUACCUCUUUGAAAGUGACCCUGUCUAAGUCUGUAUGGAACUUUCAAUAACUAAAACUCCUGCACUGAAAGAAGUGCCUCUUCAGUGAAAUCAUGUACGAAUGCCAAUAUACAGUACGGUUCCUGUAUGCAGUUGCUAUUUGAGGCCUUUUCUUUGCAGAUAUAAAUGUAUGUACUUAAUUCAACAUAUAUUCCAGUGUCUUUGGAGUCAUUGCGGCCUUUCCUUCUGCCCUACUGUAAAUUCAUCUCCAAGUCUGUUGGAGUUACAGUAGGUCUUCAGUCUUAAUUUUUUUCAUGCACUGUGUAAAGUGAGCAGACCUGUAUAAAAACAACCACAUCACAGUGAAGUUAAACUAUUAAAAGCUUUUUGCAAUUUUGGGACAAGUUAAGAGUGUAAGAGUAACUUUUAACUGUUAAACUCUCAGUGCAGAUAAAUGAAGUACUUUUUCUUUUGCAUACUCCUUCACUCUGGAGGAGUUAAAUUUCUGCCAGUGUUAAUCUGGGAAUUGUAAGGGAAGGGUGAGCUGUUUACUUGUUAAAAAAAAUCACAAAGGGGUAUUUAUUCAGAUUUCUAUACAGACUUUUAAGAAGUUACUGUCUCUCACAAUGCAUCUUUAUUUAUUAAAUAAUUUUUCUGAAUUCUGAAAUCAAGUUAUUUAUUUUGUAUCUUUUUAUUUUAAUACUGUAUUUUGGCACAAACCAGUGAAUUUUAAAGAUAAGUCCACUGUAUUUACUAGAUAUUUCCAGAUAUGCACGUGUUGCUUACCAAAAGUCUCUCUUUAAACAUAUUGGUAUUUGUAGAAAGGUUUCAGCCUUCAAACAGUCCUUGAAAUCUGAGUAUGAUUGCCUGUGGUGUUCAGUGUGUAACAAAUUUAUACAGCUAAAGCUUGUUUUCUGAUUUGAAAUUCUGAAGGUAUAAGAUGUCUUACCAACUGUAUGUUCCUGAAUUGUUUCCAAGUGCAGAUGAUGAAAUGUAUUUUAUAAAUAACCUUUUAGAAUGUUUUUAAUAAACGCAAUUUCUGUUCCUU
Tyto alba (common barn owl) is the source of this 4328-nucleotide messenger RNA. RefSeq names its product heat shock protein family A (Hsp70) member 13 (gene HSPA13). The record is from RefSeq and is a predicted model, not a curated record. Gene Ontology annotation, cellular component: cytoplasm; cytosol; nucleus. Gene Ontology annotation, biological process: protein refolding; vesicle-mediated transport; cellular response to unfolded protein. The transcript has 5 exons. Gene Ontology annotation, molecular function: ATP-dependent protein folding chaperone; misfolded protein binding; heat shock protein binding. Bases 205 to 1542 code for a protein of 445 amino acids. NCBI's taxonomy places the organism in Eukaryota, Metazoa, Chordata, Aves, Strigiformes, Tytonidae.